AUGGCAAACCUACCGCAGCAGUUCAUGCGCGAGCUGACGGCUCCACGAGCAUGGUUCCUGCUCCUCCUCCCUCUCUUCCUCUUGCUCGUACGCUACUCGGUGAGUAGCAAGAGAGCGAGGAAGCGGCAGCAGCAGCAGCUAGACGAAGACGACGACCAUCUACCUCUGCCGCCUUCACCACCGGCGCUGCCCGUCUUCGGGCACCUCCACCUCAUCGGCUCGCUCCCUCACGUCUCCCUCCGGAACCUCGCCAAGAAGCACGGCUCCGACCUCAUGCUGCUCCGCCUCGGCGCCAUGCCGGUGCUCGUCGUGUCGUCGCCCCGCGCCGCCGAGGCGGUGUUGCGCACGCACGACCACGUGUUCGCGUCCCGGCCGCGCUCCGUGGUCGCCGAGGUCGUCCUGUACGGCUCCUCCGACAUCGGCUUCGCGCCGUACGGGGACCACUGGCGGAAGGCCAGGAAGCUCGUCACCACCCACCUGCUCACCGUCAGAAGGGUGCAGUCGUUCCGCCACGCCCGCGAGGAAGAGGUGAGCACGGUGAUGGCUCAGAUCGCCGAGGCGGCCGCUGCUGGCGCGGCGGUGGACGUGGGCGAGCUGCUCGGCUCGUUCAUGAAUGAUCUGGCGUGCCGCGCCGUAAUGGGCAAGUCAUCCGGCCGGGGCCGGACCAAGCUGUUGCGGGAGCUCGUUGCCGACACGUCGCCCCUCUUGGGAGGCUUCAACGUCGAGGAGUUCUUCCCGUUGCUGGCUCGCUUCGGCGUUCUCAGCAAGGUGGUCCGCGCCAAGUCAGAGCGACUGAGGAAGAGGUGGGACGAGCUCCUGGACGGGCUGAUCGACGACCAUGAGAGCAUGUACGAGCCGAUGGCAGCGGCGUCGUCGGCGAGUGAUCUCAAGGACGAGGACGAGGACUUCAUACAUACGUUGCUUUCUGUUCGACAGGAGUACGGCCUCACCAGAGAGUCCAUGAAAGCUAUCCUACUUGACGUAUUUUUCGGCGGCAUAGACACAGCAGCUUCGCUACUCGAAUACACCGUCAUUGAGCUCAUUCAGAGGCCACACGUGAUGAAGAAACUACAGGCCGAGGUUCGGAGCAGCAGCCUGCCCCAGCACCAGCAGGGACAAGACAUCGUCAGAGAGGCCGACCUGAACAACAUGGCCUACCUGAGAGCUGUCAUAAAGGAGGCGAUCCGGCUACGCACCGUGACGCCGCUGCUGGCGCCGCACCUCUCCAUGGCCCGCUGCACCAUCGACGGGCUCGCGGUCCCGGCCGGCGUGCGCGUGCUCAUCAACGUCUGGGCCAUCGCCAGGGACGCGCGCUUCUGGGAGGACGCGGAGGAGUUCGUCCCGGAGCGGUUCCUCGACGGCGGCAGCGCGGCGGAGGUGAGCUUCAGGGGCACCGAUUUCCAGUUCCUGCCGUUCAGCGCCGGGCGCAGGCAGUGCCCCGGGAUCAACUUCGGGAUGGCCGCCGUCGAGGUGAUGCUGGCGAACCUCGUGCGCCGCUUCGACUGGGAGAUGCCGGCGGGUAAGGCGGCGCGCGACAUCGACAUGGCCGAGGAGUUCGGGCUGGUGGUGCACCGGAAGGAGAAGCUCCUCCUAGUUCCGAAACUAUGCGCGUAG
Messenger RNA from Miscanthus lutarioriparius, 1614 nucleotides. Lineage: Eukaryota; Viridiplantae; Streptophyta; Magnoliopsida; Poales; Poaceae. The record is from the annotation of a GenBank genome assembly.